AUGGGCGGGCUGGAGGCAGCCCUGAGGACUGCUGGACAGGGCCACCUCUGGGACCACCUGCUCACCCUCGAUGGAGAGGUACGAACGGCUUUCCAGGUACAGCUGGAGGCCGUCGAUUUUGCCCGCGUGCAGCGCAUAUUCCAGGCCAGCGUGACCAUGACGGAGGAUGCUGAGGAGGGCGUGGAGCCCAUCGACGGCGUCCAAACCAUUCAGGACACUACCGAGGAGCAGCGUGGGAAGUGGCGGGCGCUGGGUCUGGCAGCCAUCGCCGGCGGCAGGGUCGCUGGCCUCCUCCUCGCCGGCGGCCAGGGCACCCGCCUGGGUAGCCCCGCGCCCAAGGGCUGCUAUGACAUCGGCCUGCCUUCCCGCAAGUCCCUGUUUCGGCUGCACGCUGAGCGCCUGCUGCGGCUGCAGCAGCUGGCCCAGCGGGAGGAAAGCGCGCCUCGACCAUGCAUACCCUGGUACAUAAUGACCAGCCCCGCCACGGAUGUGGAGACCCGGGCCUUCUUCCAGGCGCACGCCUGGUUUGGGCUGGAUGCCGAGCAGGUGUUCUUCUUCCAGCAGGGCGAGCUGCCGGCGCUGACACCUUCGGGCGAGGCCAUCCUCGCCGCCCCCGGCCGGCUGGCGCUGAGCCCCGACGGCAACGGCGGGGUGUACGCCGCGCUGCGGCGCUCUGGCGCCCUGGCGGACAUGGCGGCACGCGGCGUGGCGGCGCUGGACGUCUGGCCCGUGGACAACGCGCUGGCCGCCCCCCUGGACCCUGCCUGGUACAGCGAGCUGAGCGAGGCGCGCGCAGCAGCACGCAACCCGUCCACGGGCGCGCUGCGCUACGCCUGGUCCAACGCCUGCCUGCACUUCUUCUCCCUGGCCUGGCUGGCGCGCGCAACGGACGCUCUGGAGGCCGCCCCGCGCUUCCACGUGGCGCGCAAGGCGGUUCCCUGCCUGGGCGGGGGCACGCGCCCCGGGGUCAAACUGGAGCUGUUCAUCUUUGACACCUUUGGCCUGGCGGAGGGCGUGCGGCUGGUGGAGGUGGACCGCGCCGCCCAAUUUGCGCCGGUGAAGAACGGGCCGGGCGCGGGGAGCGACUGCCCGGAGACGGCGCGCGAAGCGGUGCUGGCGCUGCACGCCGGCUGGGUGCGGCGCGCGGGCGGCCGCGUUGGCUGCGGGGAGGGUGUGGAGGUGUCACCCCUCCUCUCCUACGCCGGCGAGGGGCUGGAGGACGUGUGUGGGGGGCAGGAUUUUACCCGUCCCUGGGACGCACGCCUGCAGCUGGUGGGCGGGGACAAAGUCAUGCAGAUGCCCAACAUCAGGUCGUGA
Auxenochlorella protothecoides is the source of this 1317-nucleotide messenger RNA. Its product is annotated as UDP-N-acetylglucosamine diphosphorylase 2. Bases 1 to 1317 code for a protein of 438 amino acids. The record is from RefSeq and is a predicted model, not a curated record. NCBI's taxonomy places the organism in Eukaryota, Viridiplantae, Chlorophyta, Trebouxiophyceae, Chlorellales, Chlorellaceae. The transcript has 5 exons. Gene Ontology annotation, biological process: UDP-N-acetylglucosamine biosynthetic process. Gene Ontology annotation, molecular function: UDP-N-acetylglucosamine diphosphorylase activity.